AUGCCAGCUAAAACAUUUUCAGAUGAAAUGGAAAUCUCGGGUGAUGGGUCACCUGCUGAUUCCCAAAUAAACUAUAAUGAUGCUAUAGAUUAUUGGACAUCAGUUCCUGCAUCAGUGAAUGGUGUUCUUGGUGGUUUUGGAGAACAAACAUCGGUACCCAAAGCUGAUAUCGUAGGAUCCUCUACCUUCUGUCGUAAGCUUCAAGCUCGUAUGGUAUGCCCUGAAGGUUACAAGAAGUUAACCAUAGAUAUGGGUGCAGGCAUUGGUAGAAUUACCAGAGAUUUUCUUUGGAAAAUUAGUGAUACUUGCGAUUUGUUGGAACCAGUCAAGCCAUUUGUCGCCCAGAUGGGUCCAGAAUUGCAGCAGGUUGCUGCAAAAGGUAAAUUGGGAGAUAUUUAUGACAUAGGUAUGCAAGAAUGGGCACCUGCUCCUGAAAAAGCUGGUCACUACUGGUUAGUUUGGUGCCAAUGGUGCGUGGGUCAGCUACCUGAUGAGGAACUUGUGCAAUUUUGGAUCCGCUGUAGAGAAGCUCUUAUUGGUAAUGGUAUCGGGACUAUGAUUGUUAAAGAAAAUAUUGCACCCGGAGAAGACAUAUUUGAUGAAACUGACAGUUCAGUUACCAGGACUGAUGCCAAGUUUAGGCAGUUAUUCCAACAAGCAGGGUUUAAGUUGAUAGCGAGUGACGUUCAAAAAGGAUUGCCCAAGGAGUUAUAUCCUGUCAGAAUGUACUGUUUGAAGGCAGCCAACUAA
Dujonia railenensis is the source of this 750-nucleotide messenger RNA. The record is from the annotation of a GenBank genome assembly. Lineage: Eukaryota; Fungi; Ascomycota; Pichiomycetes; Serinales; Debaryomycetaceae.